Molecule: messenger RNA, 5180 nt
Organism: Pongo pygmaeus (Bornean orangutan)
Lineage: Eukaryota; Metazoa; Chordata; Mammalia; Primates; Hominidae
Gene: FOXR2
Product: forkhead box R2
Exons: 5
Coding region: 907-1842 (311 amino acids)
Biological process (GO): regulation of DNA-templated transcription
Cellular component (GO): nucleus
Molecular function (GO): sequence-specific double-stranded DNA binding; DNA-binding transcription factor activity
Source: RefSeq, a predicted model, not a curated record
AAUGAAUGUGAUGGGUCAGGUGCUGCUGAGCCAGAGCAUCACUGACGAAAGCAGUCCAUGGACUCUUGCCGCUUCGCAAAAGUUUGUUACCUCUCUGCGCCAUUUCAGUCAGUUAAGAACAAGUACUGGGGAACUCAUGCAGUCAUUUGGAAGUAAGCACCUGCUGGACUGAAGGAGCCAAGAUGUUCCCAGUCUACUAGCAAUAACACUCCAAUGGAGGCCUCUGGCAAAAGCGCUCCAGCAAGACAGUCUCCUUCCCCUUUCCAGGCACUUGAGGCUGAACCCUUGGAAAGAAAAACAAGCAGGUUUCAAUAAUCUUAGCCAACUGAGAGGAAAAAAGAAAUACCAUUUCAGACAUGCCAAGGGCUGUGAUGAAAAUCAGUUCAGAUCAUCUAUGUGAAAGCGCUUAACAGAAAUCCAAAGGCACUCGAUGAAUGAAAUGAUUUUUAAAACCAUUAAGGAAGACUCAGAAAUAUAAUGUGAUUUAUAAAUAUGUUUGUCCCUUCAUUAAAUGAACUCAUCAAGAGUUUAAGUAUGUGCCAGAUGAUCACCUGUUAUGCAAGUCACCGUAGUUUGCACAAUUCAGUUUAUGAUUCCUCUUGAAGUGACUUUCUGCUUCCAAUCAAAGCUCAAGAAUUCCACCUAAAAAUGUUUUUCUGCCCAAAAGCUUUUUUUUACUACUUCCAUGUUUUGAGCCUUGUUCCAGAAAGCUGAGGUUUCUCCAGGUCUGACCACUAAUCAGUGAGACAUUGGUGCCUCUUCCUUCAGUGCUUCUAGCAGACCUACUGAUAAGCUCCCUAGAUGAGAUACACUGCAUAAAAAAAAUGGUGCCCAAACAACAGCUUUAAGUGCCUGCUAGAUCUCUGUUCUUUCAGAAGUCUCUCUCCACUUAUCUCUCCACUAAAGAUGGACUUAAAACUAAAAGAUUGUGAAUUUUGGUACAGUCUCCAUGGCCAGGUCCCAGGGCUGCUGGACUGGGACAUGGGGAAUGAGUUAUUUCUGCCUUGUACCACAGACCAGUGCUCUUUAGGUGAGCAGAUCCUUGCCAAAUACAGAUUCCAAGUAAUGAAGCCCCCAGAGAUGCCUCAGAAUAGGAGACCCAGUCCUGAUGAAGAUGGUCCUCACUGUGAACCCAAUCUGUGGAUGUGGGUGGACCCCAAUAUCGUGUGUCCCCUUGGCAGCCAGGAGGCCCCAAAGCCCAGUGGAAAAGAGGAUCCGACAAACAUUUCUCCUUUCCCUCAGCCUCCACUAAAAGAUGAAGAGUCUAACUGCUCAGAGGACAAAAUGGUAGAGUCUCUGCCAUCUUCCUCCAGUGAGCAGUCUCAUUUACAGAAGCAGGGUAUCCAUUCCCCCAGUGACUUUGAGCUCAUAGAAGAGGAGGCUGAGGAACAAGAGGACAACUCCCUCCAGUCCCCUGAAAUGAAGUGCUUCCAGAGCCAGAAACUAUGGCAAAUCAACAGCCAAGAGAAGUCCUGGCAAAGGCCCCCUCUCAAUUGUAGCCACCUUAUUGCCCUAGCAUUAAGAAACAGCCCCCACUGUGGUCUCAGUGUGCAGGAGAUCUACAAUUUCACCCGACAGCAUUUCCCCUUUUUCUGGACAGCUCCGGAUGGCUGGAAGAGCACCAUUCAUUACAACCUCUGCUUCCUGGACAGCUUUGAGAAGGUACCAGACAGCCUUAAGGAUGAAGAUAAUGCAAGACCUCGCUCUUGCCUUUGGAAGCUCACUAAGGAGGGGCACCGCCGCUUUUGGGAGGAGACUCGUGCCUUAGCCUCUGCUCAAAGGGAGAGAAUCCAAGAGUGCAUGAGUCAGCCAGAAUUGUUGACCUCUCUCUUUGAUCUUUGAAAUACCACUACUCCCUUUUGGAACACUGCCUUCCUUACUGUGCCUACUUAUCCCCUGACAUUCGUUAAUCUCUAAACUUACCCAGCCUGGUUGGUGCCAAGCCUGUCUUUAGCUACUGUUACAAUAAUGGUGUUAAGUAAAGUUAGAGGUGGGUACAAGGGAGACAGAACUUAAAUCCAGGUGGAGAGUCAUGGAAAGUCGCAUGAGGAGUGGCUGUUGUUCCACAUUUUGAGCAAAGGAAGAAAAUCCUAGAAACAAUGGCAUAGAAACUAAGGAAGGAAGGGUGUGUUUUGUGAAAGAAAGGAAUUUUGUUUAUAGAGAGUAUUUUCACACAUGGAAGUGAACAGUGGAAUAUAAAGCAUAAAAGGCAGGAUGGAGCCAAGCCAUGGAGAACCUCGAGUGCCAUGUGAAGAGAAUUUGACUUGUGAUGGAGAAUCAAGUUUCCCCCUCUACCAUUCAUCAGCUACAUCUCCUUUUUAAGUAACCCAUUUUAUCCUUCAGAACCUCACAUUUCUAUUUCUGGCCCUGGACUUCUAAGCCUUGUUUCUUUGUCAUCCAAUUCCAGUAUUGACAAAUAAUUCUAAACAGCUACUUUUAGUUUGUAUGUUUAACGUGCUGUGAAAUAUUCCUGUAUUAACCCCAAGCCUUUUGAUGAUAAAGCUUUAUUUUCCAUUCUUUUUAGUUCUCAAGAUUUUAUUGAGGAUAUGCUAAUGUGUCAAGGUCCAUCUUAGAUGCUGAGGAUAAAAAGCUGAGGGAUACUAGUGGGAGAUAUAUUUAUAAUGUAAGCAUGAUGAAACAGAUGUGAGAAAUUGACAUGGAAAUGGGGAGACAUUCUUCCUGGGAAACACAUGAAAGGCAUUGGAAAAAAUACAUUUUGAGCUAGUUUUGAAGAAUAAAUAGAAAUUUGCUGGGUAAGUAAACUGGAGUAGAGGCAUUACAGAGGCAACAGUGUGAACAAAGUGGAUGCAGUGUUUGGGGGAAUGGCAUGAAGUUCAGUGUGGCUUAACUACAUGAGGACCGUGAGUGACUAAGAGAAAACUAUUAGGUGUUUGGACUUCAUCUUGUGGGUUUUUGGAAGCCAAGAGACAUCAGUGGUGUUUUGCUAAAAAACAAAAAAAGAAACGAGCCAGCAGCAGCAACAAACACUACAGCAUUUGUUUUUCUAAUUUCAAAAUUAUCUUUAACACAUUUUCUAUGAAAAUAAACUUUUGUUUAUCAGAUUUAAGCAUAGCUUUUUGCUUCAAUGAUAUUAACAUAUAUCCAGGAGAAAAUAGAUUUUUAGGUAUAAGUUUAGUUGCAAAACCUUCAUAAUGGGGAUACAGAAACGCCUGUGAGCUACAAAAGCAAUUAAUUCAAUAUAAUUGUAACUAUUUUGAAAGUUCACAUUUUGGUAAUGAUCUAUUAUGGCUCAUACAAAAUUGUACAUUUAGGUCAAAUCACAAAACAACAUAUGCAAACAGUAUUUUUUGAAAAAAAUUGUAAAUGCUACUUCUGUAUCAUAAGGCAAAGACCAAGUUAACAGAAUACCUUGGAAUUAAUAAAAUAUUCUGCAUAUAAGUAGUCACCAUUUGCUUCUCAUUUUUCUCCCAGAUUAACACUAGUAAAAGAGCUGGAUGUGAAAUUAAUGAGACUAUUUUUAUCACAAACUACACUUCUAAUAUGCCUAGUCUGUGAACUUCUCAAACAAGACAAACUUUCAUUUUUAGAACUAGACCUGGAUUUUUCUGCUGCAACCUGGUACCUCUGAGCUUUGAACUCUAUUCAGUAUUUUCUGAUCCUUAUUUCUGCUCUCUGGUUGCAUGAAAAAAAGCAGUGGCUGGACGUGGUGCUUCUUCAGUAAUGUCAGAUGAUCCAGAUAUACCUUCAGAGGAACUUUUUAAAAAAAUUAUAAAUUGCUGUAAUCGAGUGCAAAAUAAAGGAAACUUGAGUUGCUUUAUUCAGCUUCCAGUUUCUGGGAGGCUUAAGAAUCAUAAGAAUUCUGGAUAACAAAAGAAAGUAAGACUGUGCUUAUAAAGCUUGUUCUGCCGUGUUUUUUCUUAAUGAUUGCUAUUUUAUUGUUGCUUUUCUUUUUACAUGUGAUGUAUGCAUCAGGUGUUAAAAGGUACAAUACUUUCUACAACUGAGCACCUUUUUCUGUAACUGAACAAGCAAAGAAAUUACACUGAACAUCUGCAUCUGGCAGUAUUUUUUGGAAAAAUGACUAAAAAUGGGUUUAAAUUGAACACUAUUAAAUCACAUCUAAUAUUUGAUACUACAUGAUUCAAUAUAGCUAUAAAAUACAAUUAUACAAAAUAUGUUAACAUCAAAGAAUACAACAAAAAUUAAGAUAGCAAACAAAACCUAUAUAACUUCUUUUAUAGGAAAAUAUUUUUGAAGUAUGCAUGUAGCUGCCCAUUCUUUUAAAGAAAAUGUACUGCAAGCAAACUUAUCAACCUCCAGAAAAAUCACACAUAGCAUUACUAAGCAUAUCCCCCAAAAGUGUACAAUAUGCACAUUUGGAAAACACAAAAUUUUAAAAAUUGUAAACAACAGGUGAGCUUCGUAUUUACAACAAUGUGAAAAGAAGUCCCAUUUUUAACACUGUUGUAUAAAAAAUUGUCUUUAUGUGAAAAGACCAAAUCUACGUCUGAUUGGUGUACCUGAAAGUGACAGGGAGAAUGGAACCAAGUUGGAAAACACUCUUCAGGAUAUUAUCAAUGAGAACUUCCCCAACCUAGCAAGGCACGCCAACAUUCAAAUUCAGGAAUUACAGAGAACACCACAAAGAUACUCCAGGAGAAGAGCAACCCCAAGACACAUAAUGGCCAGAUUCACCAAGGUUGAAAUGAAGGAAAAAAUGUUAAGGGCAGCCAGAGAGAAAGGUCGGGUUACCCACAAAGGAAAGCUCAUCAGACUAACAGCAGAACCAUUGGCAGAAACUCUAUAAGCCAGAAGAGAGUGGGGGCCAAUAUUCAACAUUCUUAAAGAAAAGAAUUUUCAAUCCAGAAUUUCAUAUCCAGCCAAACUAAGCUUCAAACUAAGCUGAGAGAUUUUGUCACCAGCAUGCCUGCCUUAUAAGAGCUCCUGAAAGAAGCACUAAACAUGGAAAGAAACAACUGGUACAAGCCACUGCAAAAACAUGCCAAUUUAUAAAGACCAUCAAUGUUAGGAAGAAACUGCAUCAACUAACGGGCAAAAUAACCAGCUAACAUCAUAAUGACAGUAUCAAAUUCACACAUAACAAUAUUAACUGAUGAAUCAAGAUCCAUCAGUGUCCUGUAUUCAGGAGACCCAACUCAUGUGCAGAGACACACAUAGGCUCAAAAUAAAAGGAUGGAGGAAGAUCUACCAAGCAAAUG